UGCCUCGUUUCUCUCCAGCCUCUAUAUCCACCAUCCAUCCUCUUCAUCUCUCAAAUUUUUAAUUUUCUUAUCUUCCGUCCCCACUUCCAUCCCUCUACUCUCUCAAGUACGGAGUAUAUACCAACUCACCUCCAACACCAUCUGUCCAAAGUGAAACCAUCCAUCCGUCCCCAUUAGCAUGGUUGCAAGGAACACUGGAUGCUGUCCCAGCGAGACUUCUUCUUCGUCAUUAUCACGGGACGCCAUCAUUGUGGCUGAUUUUCUAGCAAAAUUCUACCUGUUUUCCGACAUCUUGGCUUGAAGUGGGUUGGGGGGAUCCACUGAAGGGUUGGCACCGUUCAAGUGGAUUUGGCUGCUGAUUUUGGGGCUGGUAGUAAGGUAUAGGUAUUGCCCAGCAUGGCAGUGACCAGCGGGCGUGACAUAGGUAAGUUUAGGGUUAAAUAGGAUUAAAACAUAAUCACUUUCUCAAAAUAGGACCAUAUAUAUAUUUUUUCCAAUGUAGGACCAUUGAUCAUUAUCUAUUAGUGUUAUUAUUCAACUAAAUGUCCAACAUCAAUUGGACAUUAUUAAGUCCUAUUUAGGAAAUAAAAAAAUUUAAGUCCUAUAUUGAGAAAUGACUUAUGUUUUAGUCCUAUUUGGUGGAAAUUUCACUAAGGGUAUUUAAGUUUACUAUUGGGUAUACUGAAUGUUUGAGCACGGCGGUUUACGGAUCGCCGUUGGGUUUAGUUAGGCCGCUAUUUAUUAGGAUGACAUAUUAGACUGUUAUGAACUGAUUUAAAUACCCCCGUUCCAAAUUAAAUUGUCCGUCAUAGUUUAUUUACUUUCUUUCCUUAAUUCCCUUAGUCAUUUAAUAAAAUAGCAUAAUCAUGGAUCUAUUAGUUUCGUAGAUCCUUAGAUUUAGUUUUUAAAUAUGUAAUAUUUAUUUUUAUUUUACACCAAUUUUCAUAUAAAAUAAUUUGAAAAUAAUUUCAGUCAAACAUCGUACACCAAAACCAACGAAUAUGGGAAAGUUAAUGCAAGUAUUUCUGAGCAUCAUGGCAUCACGUAUGUCUUUGACUUACGCUUGUGCAUCAAAGAAGCACGUCGGAAAGUUGGGAGCUCGUCGCUCGUACGUCUUUAACUUGCAUUCUCAUGUGCCGACUAACAGGGAUAUUCUUGUUGUUAUAUCUUGUCCGGGUUCUGGUCCUAGUUAUGCAGACCAAGUGCUCACUCGGAGGAAUGCUGGAGAAGUUUAUGCUCGGGAAUGUACUUUUAACGAUAUUGAGGGGAACCGAAUCCUUGUAAUCUAUCAAAAGGAAGAAAUACCAGAGUUUGGAGCAACACUAAAAGAAGGAAAGUUAUAUCGAAUAAGUAAUCCUGCAGUUCUAUCAAAUAACAAGCCUCGCAUUGUUUCAAAUAAAUUUAAACUGUCACUUGGAAAAAAGAUAACCAUUACUGAAAUUUUGGAUGAGCAAUUCCCUAAGCCUUUAUCUGGUUUCACGCUAUUUGAGGAAAUAAAUACCCUGGAAAAUUUUAAAAAUGCUUCAAUGUUUUGUAAUAAGUUUGCUCAUUUUCUCAUGGCAUUAUAUUCAUCAUUUUUGUGUCCAUUUCGGUUUCAGUAAUAAUAUAUUCUAAUUUUACUUUAACAGAUGUAAUUCGUGCGUUGUAUGAUAAUGACCCAGCAAUCACCAAACCAAUUAAUGGUAGAGAAAUUCUCAUUAUGGACAUUAGCUUAGAGUAUUUAGAGGGGACAAGACUUCCAUGCACUUUGUGGGGAUGUAUUAAGGCUUCCACCUACUACGAUGUUUCUAAGAUGAUCCUUGAUGAAAACAUUCCAGAUAUUGACACAUUCGGAGAUAAAUAUGUUACCACAAGGAGUAUUUCAAGUGAGGCUCUAUCACUAAUUGUCUCUACAUGCACUGUUCAAAGUUCUCCAAUGACUAUCAAGAUGAAGACAAUAGAAGAAGUAAUUGAAAGGAAAGAGCCUGGUCGGGUUUGGAUUGCAUGCUCUAUUGCUUGUGUAGAAAACUCUGGGUCUUGGUUUUACACAUCUUGCAAGGGUUGUCCUAGGAAAAAAUUGCAGAAGGACAGCUUAAAUUGUUGUAGUGUCUGUAAAAGCCAAUGGUGUGGUUUUGAGGUAUUGUUUAAAAGACCAUGUUGUGGAUGACACUGGGAAUCUAUUGUUGGUAUUAUGGGAUAAGCAUUGCAUAAGGAUUCUUGGAAAGAACGCAGAAGAGCUUUUUAAAAAUUCAGUAAGCUUUUGAUUUCAUAGUUAUAAAAGCUCAGAAUUAGGUUGUUUCAAAUUCAUUCUAUUCAUGUAGGAAAAAGAAGGGGAGUUGCCAUUUGAAAUUGAAGAACUUAUGGAGAGGAAAAUGAUGUUUGAAAUUGAAGUUUCAAAAUUCCAUGAUUCACUCUAUGAAGAUAGUUUUAGUGUGUCCCAAGGUUCUACUGACAUUGCUUUUAUUGAUAAGCACUCUAAUAACACCCCAUCUACUCAAGAGUUAGUAUACAAACCAAAAACUAAGAGGGCAGAGAUUGAGGUGAUAGAGAUUGUUGAACAUCUACAAGAUAAGGUUGAAACAAGCAUGCACAGAGACCUAGUUUUUUGAUUUUGAUAUCCAAGAAGCAUUGGGGUGGGAUGAAAAAAACAAAGUAAAGGGAGAUCUUUUGAUUGAUUUUGAAACUCAAUUUGAAAAGGCUCAACAAAAACAGUCAAAGUUGAAAAGGAUUGAAAGCUAUCUUUUGGAGAUAUGUCUGCCCACAAUAGUCAUCAUUUUCCACUUUUAGAGUCUCUGUCUAUCAUGAGUGUAUUAAAUAAUGACCUAAAUAGGACUAAAACAUAAUGACUUUCUCAAUAUAGGAUCAUUUGUAUUUAUUUCUCAAUGUAGGACUAUUGGUCAUUAUUUAUUAGUCAUUAUUCAACUAAAUGUCCAGUAUCUCUUGAAAAUUAUUUUUCUCACUAGUCAUUAUUAUGUCAUACUCUCUCCGUCCCAGAGUAUUUGUCUACUU
Cuscuta campestris is the source of this 2988-nucleotide messenger RNA. The record is from the annotation of a GenBank genome assembly. NCBI's taxonomy places the organism in Eukaryota, Viridiplantae, Streptophyta, Magnoliopsida, Solanales, Convolvulaceae.